UGAAACUAUGUACAUCAGAUCCGAAAAAAGUGUCUCAAUUUUGAUUCAAAUAUUUCAAUCUAUGGUCAAUUAUGAAAUAGCUCAAACAAAACAAACAACAUGGAAAUCAAAUGAAAACAAAAGUCAUAAUUGGGAAUAGGUGUUAUCGUAGUAUUCUAAAAUCCUAUAUCCCUUUUAUAUAAACUGAAUCUGGUGGAAAUGUCAUUCAAACUGUCAAAACCGCGUCAUAAAAUGUUCUACACCUUCAUGCACAUGCACCAUGACUGCGUUGUCUAAUGCAAUUUACUGUUGUCAACUCUUUCACAUUAAGCAAAUGUAUUACCUUAUUCCGAGGUUAUGUUGACUUUAAACCGUUACUAACGUUCGAAAUUUCAUAUUUUGACAUUUUCGACUGACACCAACUUUACGAUUAACUUUGACACUUCAUUAGGCCAAUGUAUCACUUCAGAAGUGAAAUUGAUGUCGUUUGGUUAAGAAGAAUAAUCACUGAGAAAACAGUGUUAAUUGAAAAGACAUUACAAUUUAAAUUAGUGUAUUUGAAUUUCUAACAAUUGUUUAAUGUUAAUUCCCAAAAAUUUGUUAAAAUGAAAAUUAAAUUAGUUUCAUUUGCCUUCGCUCUUUGGGCAACUCAAGUGUAUUCGAUUGAAAACAUAGCCAAUCCUUCUAAAUACCAUCAUAUUGGUGCCUGUUAUUAUUACGAUCAUCCAAAAUACGGUCGUAGCCAUUUGACUCUUGUUUGCGUCAAAAGCUAUGGUCAAUACAACUUCUUUACAUCGAACGUUUCAUCAAUUUGCUUGAAUCACCAACAAUUGAACAGCCAAGGGUAUAGAAAAACAUGGGUGGGCAGUAUGAAUUUCGACCAAGUUUGUGAACGGCCAGAACUUCCAAAUAACCUAUUUAAAGUGUAUUCCAAUCUUGACACUUUCAAUAUGUCGUACCUUGGAUUAACAUCGCUGCCGGUGAAUAUGUUUUGGCAUGCUGCCAAAUUAAUCAGGCUGAACGUAUCACACAACCAACUAGAGGAAAUUCCAUCAUUUUUAUUUCACAAAACCGUGAAAUUGACUGAAGUCGAUUUCUCAUUCAACAAAAUUAAUACAAUUGAUGACUUUGCGUUUGCCGGUGAUUUCAAUUUGGAGAAAAUGUAUUUAUCUCACAAUAAAUUGAAUGAUUUGAAUGAGAAAAUCUUCAAAUAUUUGUCGCAUUUGAAACAUUUUGACAUUUGCGGCAAUAAUUUAGUUGAAAUUAAACCAGGCCUUUUUUCAUCCCUAACGAAAUUGCAAACGCUAAACUUGGCAUUCAAUCGAUUAAAGACAUUAAAUGCGAAUAGUCUUCCUACGCACUUGAAUCAAAUGAAAUCGCUUUCAUUUGAGAAUAAUCAACUGCAGGAGUUUAUUGGAUUUAAUAGCGCGCAUAUUGGUAAAAUGAAGAUCAUCGGCAUCGACAGCAAUCGAUUCAAUUGCUCGUAUUUGCAUACUCUGCUCCAGUUGAUUAGCUGGAAGAACUUGGACACAAUUUCAAACCGAAUCAACUGUUCGAACGUUGAAAGUACAACAACAGAAGCUAAUGAACUUUCCACAACCACAAUAAGGCCUACAACUAUUUCGACAUCGACAGCAGCACCGAUUCUCUCGACGCCAAAACCCACAUUGAAAUCAACCAACACCGAGAACGUAACAACGACUUUUGAUCCAAAUGGAGAAAAGACUUUGGAAGAAAUACACCAAUCAACCGAAGAAAAUGGAAGCAUUGACUCAAGAGAUCAAAAAUUCGAUGCCAAACACGAAAAAUCCCAUAAAUUUAUAUUCAUCGCUCUUUUAAUCAAUACAACAGCUCUGAUCGUCAUCAUAGUCGUUUUGUUUUCGUACUGUCUAUGCAAAAAUACAUUGAGAAGAAGCCACUUUACACAAGUAGUUUACGAACCCAACACGGCUGACUUACGAAAUUAUUUUGAAAAUAAGGACUAUGAAGAGAUUUUUCCAAAACAUUUGCACUCAAAAUGUGACGACGCAAUGUUUUAUUGAACGAAA
Messenger RNA from Sitodiplosis mosellana (orange wheat blossom midge), 2027 nucleotides. Its product is annotated as leucine-rich repeat-containing protein 15-like. The transcript has a single exon. The record is from RefSeq and is a predicted model, not a curated record. Bases 585 to 2021 code for a protein of 478 amino acids. NCBI's taxonomy places the organism in Eukaryota, Metazoa, Arthropoda, Insecta, Diptera, Cecidomyiidae. Gene Ontology annotation, molecular function: protein binding.